Messenger RNA from Chrysochloris asiatica (Cape golden mole), 5634 nucleotides. RefSeq names its product ankyrin repeat domain 50 (gene ANKRD50). Lineage: Eukaryota; Metazoa; Chordata; Mammalia; Afrosoricida; Chrysochloridae. The transcript is spliced from 5 exons. Gene Ontology annotation, molecular function: protein binding. The record is from RefSeq and is a predicted model, not a curated record. The coding region runs from base 1005 to 5321 and encodes 1438 amino acids.
AGUCACUGCCCUGACGGCGGCGGUAGCGGCGGCGAUUCGCUGUGGGGGUUGGGAGGAGUGCGACCGAGGCUGCCGGGGCAGCUGAAACUGGCAGUUGCCGGAGGCCAAGUGGAGGAUCUGGAGCUGGGAGCGUGCUCUAGGUUGGGCGGAGGAGGCGACUGCUGAUGGAGUGCAGGGAACCGCGGCUUCUCAGCAAAGCAAGUGCCUGAGGCUGAGAGUCCGCAACGGCGGCGGUGCAGCGGCGGGUACAGCGGCGGCUGGGGCCAAGUUACUUGUGGAAAUUGUUCAUUAUCUGGACAUCUUAAAACCAAGACACCUGUGAAUAGGUUCAUUAAAAGUCCACUAUCUUGAAAAAUACAUUUAAUUAAUGCUUUGAAUUAAAAAGGUGUUAACAGUAGUCUGUCAUUUCUGCCACAUAAGAGGCCAUAAUCUGAAACAGUCCCUGGCAGUUUCCCAGAUGUUUGAAACUGUCAGGGUAUAGUAUUUUGAGAGAUGAUUCUUUAGCAAGCAAUUGAACUGCAGAGCUAACUAUGUGCAGUAUAAAUGUAAUCUCUUUGAUGACAUUUCUAUAAUGGAUACCUUUUCUAAAUCUAAUUUUCAGAUGCAGAAUUAACUCUUGGAUUCUGGAGAGGCAUUUUGUACAGAUUGAAAGAUAGAGCUUUCUCUUCAGUUUUCCAGAUGUAUUCUCUCAUCUGUAUACUUGAAACAUCCACAAUCACAUAAACUACAGAUGUAGUCAUGGAGUUAUGUGAUCCAUCAAGACAUAGAAAAAGUGUUCCUGAGCUUUGGAACCAGGCUCCCCCCCACCCCCAUCAGUUAAGCAAUUAAACUAAAAAAUCUCUGCUAAUCAAGAUUAAGGAGCCAAAUAAAGCCAUGCACAUUCUAUUGGCAAAUGGACUCUGUGGCUGUUGAAUUUUACUGUGUUUGGUUACUUUGGUCAUUCAAAGUCAACAAUAUGCAAGUUGUGCCCUAAUGGAUGUAAAGACCGGUGUUGAUGUAUCCACAUGCUAGCAAAUGUUGAAGAUAAGAAACCUAUUAUGACUAAUCCUUGGGAAGAGAAAGUCUGCAAAAUGGCUCAAACCAGUUUACUGCAGGGGAAGCAGUUUUACUGUAGGGAGUGGGUUUUCCACAAGCUUCAGCAUUGCCUUCAGGAGAAAACUAACUGCUGCAAUAGUGCUGUCAACACACCAUCCCUUGUAAUGAAUUCUGGAAAUAAUGCUAGUGUUGUCUCUGGAAAAGGAGCUGCUUGGGGUGUGUUGUUGGUAGGAGGGCCUGGCAGUGGCAAGACAGCCCUAUGUACUGAGCUCUUGUGGCCAAGUUCACCUACAAGCUUACAGAGAGGUUUACACCGCCAAGCUUUGGCCUUUCAUUUCUGCAAAGCUCAGGACUCUGAUACUUUGUGUGUUGGAGGGUUUAUUAGAGGUCUAGUUGCCCAGAUCUCCCGCAGUGGACUACUCCAAGGAUAUGAAGACAAGCUAAGGGAUCCAGCAGUCCAAAGUCUUCUACAACCUGGAGAAUGUGAGAGGAACCCCGCAGAAGCGUUUAAAAGGUGUGUUCUGCUCCCUCUUUUGGGAAUGAAGCCUCCCCAGCAAAGCCUGUAUCUACUUGUUGAUUCUGUUGAUGAAGGGUGUAACAUAACUGAAGGUGAACAAAUGUCUACCAGCUUAUCUGGGACUGUUGCCGAGCUGUUAGCUGGUCACCAUGAGUUCUUCCCACCGUGGCUAUUGCUUCUCUGUUCUGCCCGAAAACAGAGUAAAGCUGUUACUAAAAUGUUUACUGGCUUUCGAAAAAUAAGUUUAGAUGACCUUCGGAAGGCAUACAUUGUCAAGGAUGUUCAGCAAUACAUUCUCCAUCGUCUAGAUCAAGAAGAAGCUUUGCGGCAACACCUCACAAAAGAAACUGCAGAGAUGUUAAAUCAACUGCACAUUAAAAGCAGUGGAUGCUUCCUUUAUCUAGAACGGGUUCUGGAUGGCGUUGUAGAAAAUUUUAUUAUGUUACGAGAGAUCCGUGAUAUUCCAGGAACUCUAAAUGGUCUAUAUCUCUGGCUGUGUCAGAGACUUUUUGUAAGAAAACAGUUUGCAAAGGUUCAGCCUAUUUUGAAUGUUAUUCUUGCAGCCUGCCGACCUUUGACCAUAACGGAAUUAUAUCAUGCAGUAUGGACUAAGAAUAUGUCAUUAACCUUGGAAGACUUUCAACGCAAGCUAGAUGUCCUCUCCAAGCUUCUUGUUGAUGGACUGGGCAACACUAAAAUACUGUUUCACUAUAGUUUUGCAGAGUGGCUUCUGGAUGUGAAACACUGCACUCAGAAAUAUUUGUGUAAUGCAGCAGAAGGACACAGAAUGUUGGCUAUGAGUUAUACCUGCCAAGCCAAGGAUUUGACACCAUUGGAAGCACAAGAAUUUGCAUUGCACUUAAUUAAUUCAAACUUACAAUUAGAAACAGCUGAGUUAGCUCUGUGGAUGAUAUGGAAUGGUACACCUGUCAAAGAUUCUCUGUCUACUUUAAUACCCAAGGAACAAGAAGUUCUACAGCUUUUGGUCAAAGCUGGUGCUCAUGUUAACAGUGAAGAUGAUCGCACAUCAUGUAUUGUCAGACAAGCCUUAGAAAGAGAAGAUUCUAUUCGGACAUUAUUAGAUAAUGGAGCUUCAGUAAAUCAAUGUGAUUCAAACGGGAGAACAUUAUUGGCUAAUGCUGCAUACAGUGGCAAUCUUGAUGUAGUGAAUUUACUUGUCUCUAGGGGUGCAGACUUAGAGAUCGAAGACACUCAUGGACAUACACCCCUCACCCUAGCUGCUAGACAAGGGCAUACUAAGGUUGUUAAUUGUUUGAUUGGGUGUGGAGCAAAUAUUAAUCAUACUGAUCAAGAUGGAUGGACAGCAUUAAGAUCUGCUGCUUGGGGUGGUCACACUGAGGUGGUUUCGGCCUUACUUUAUGCUGGUGUGAAAGUGGACUGUGCAGAUGCUGAUAGUCGAACUGCUUUAAGAGCAGCAGCAUGGGGAGGACAUGAGGAUAUUGUAUUGAAUUUGCUACAACAUGGUGCUGAAGUCAACAAAGCUGAUAAUGAAGGUAGAACUGCUUUGAUAGCAGCAGCAUACAUGGGACAUAGAGAGAUUGUGGAACACCUACUGGACCACGGAGCAGAAGUAAAUCAUGAGGAUGUUGAUGGCAGGACUGCACUGUCUGUGGCUGCACUUUGUGUGCCUGCAAGUAAAGGGCACGCAUCUGUCGUUAGCCUUCUCAUCGACCGAGGUGCUGAAGUAGAUCAUUGUGACAAAGAUGGCAUGACGCCACUGCUGGUGGCUGCCUAUGAAGGACAUGUUGAUGUGGUUGACUUGCUUCUCGAGGGUGGAGCUGAUGUAGAUCAUACAGAUAACAAUGGUCGUACACCCCUUUUAGCAGCAGCAUCUAUGGGUCAUGCUUCAGUUGUAAACACGCUCUUGUUUUGGGGUGCAGCUGUGGAUAGUAUUGACAGUGAAGGUAGGACAGUCCUCAGCAUUGCUUCAGCACAAGGAAAUGUUGAGGUGGUGCGUACUCUACUGGACAGAGGGUUGGAUGAAAAUCACAGAGAUGAUGCUGGGUGGACACCUUUGCACAUGGCAGCCUUCGAAGGUCAUCGAUUAAUAUGUGAAGCACUUAUUGAGCAAGGUGCUAGAACAAAUGAGAUUGAUAAUGAUGGGCGAAUACCAUUCAUAUUAGCUUCACAAGAGGGUCAUUACGAUUGUGUUCAAAUAUUACUGGAAAGUAAAUCCAACAUUGAUCAAAGAGGUUAUGAUGGAAGAAAUGCACUGCGGGUGGCUGCCCUAGAAGGACACAGGGACAUUGUUGAAUUACUUUUUAGCCAUGGAGCUGAUGUGAACUAUAAAGAUGCUGAUGGGAGGCCCACACUUUAUAUUUUGGCCUUAGAAAACCAACUUACAAUGGCUGAAUAUUUUUUAGAAAAUGGUGCAAAUGUAGAAGCAAGUGAUGCUGAAGGAAGGACAGCACUUCAUGUUUCCUGCUGGCAAGGCCAUUUGGAAAUGGUGCAGGUUCUGAUAACCUACCAUGCUGAUAUCAAUGCUGCAGACAAUGAAAAGCGAUCUGCUUUGCAAUCUGCUGCCUGGCAAGGCCAUGUAAAGGUGGUUCAGCUUCUGAUUGAACAUGGUGCAGUAGUUGACCAUACAUGUAAUCAAGGUGCAACUGCACUCUGCAUUGCAGCCCAGGAAGGGCACAUUGAUGUGGUGCAAGUUUUAUUGGAACACAGUGCUGAUCCAAACCAUGCUGAUCAGUUUGGACGCACUGCUAUGCGUGUUGCAGCCAAAAAUGGACAUUCCCAAAUAAUCAAAUUAUUAGAAAAAUACGGUGCAGCUAGUUUGAAUGGUUGUUCCCCAUCUCCUGUUCAUACAAUGGAACAAAAACCUCUCCAAUCAGUGUCUUCAAAGGUGCAGUCAUUAACAAUUAAGUCAAAUAGCUCUGGUAGUACUGGUGGCGGGGAUAUGCAGCCUUCAUUGCGUGGUUUACCUAAUGGACCAGCUCAUGCAUUCAGUUCUCCCUCAGAAUCUCCAGAUUCUACAGUUGAUCGCCAGAAGUCAUCAUUGUCAAAUAACUCCCUGAAAAGCUCAAAAAAUUCUUCUUUGAGAACUACUUCAUCUACAGCAACAGCCCAAACGGUGCCAAUUGAUAGCUUUCAUAACCUGUCGUUUACAGAACAAAUUCAGCAGCAUUCAUUGCCACGCAGUAGAAGUCGACAGUCAAUUGUUUCCCCAUCUUCCACAACCCAGUCCUUAGGACAGAGUCAUAAUUCUCCGAGUAGUGAGUUUGAGUGGAGUCAAGUAAAGCCCAGUUUGAAGUCAACUAAAGCAAAUAAAGGAGGGAAAUCAGAAAAUUCCAGCAAAUCUGGCUCCACUGGGAAAAAAGCUAAACAAAGCAAUUCUUCACAGGUUUUAGAAUAUGAAAUGACUCAAUUUGAUAAAAGAGGACCCAUAGCCAUCUCUGGGACUAGUGUACCACUUAAACAAAUGCCGACAGAAUCUCAGUGCAAAAUUAUGAUACCUUCAAAUCAGCAGGAAAUUGGUCGUUCUCAACAACAGUUUCUUAUUCACCAACAAAGUGGGGAACAGAAGAAGAGAAAUGGAAUAAUGACAAAUCCAAAUUAUCAUCUUCAAAGCAAUCAGGUUUUUCUUGGUAGGGUUUCAGUCCCACGAACAAUACAAGAUAGAGGGCAUCAAGAAGUGUUAGAAGGGUAUCCUACUUCAGAGACAGAAUUAAGCCUUAAACAAGCCUUGAAGCUUCAGAUAGAAGGUUCUGACCCCAGCUUCAACUAUAAGAAGGAGACACCAUUAUAAAAGUUUCCUACUUUUAAAACAAGACAUUGUGAUUGGAGUGGUUCUUCAGCUACUGGAUGAAAACAAAAUGCCUGUUGAUUUGCUGAAAAAACAAGAAUGUGAUUAUCUGCAGUACAGUUACCUUAAUUACUGUAAUGUGCCUCUAAAUAGUAAGGCUGCCUUCUCAAUGUUAACCCUUUGUGCUUAAGAAAUUUCAUUUUGUGUGCUUUGUAUUUACUACACAAGAGUAAGCACUUUUAAAAAAUGCAGGUAUAUACUGCAGUUCCCUGAUAGAAGCUGAAAAAAAUUUGAGUUCAGUAUUUUAAGAUUUGAU